Molecule: messenger RNA, 2018 nt
Organism: Lutzomyia longipalpis
Lineage: Eukaryota; Metazoa; Arthropoda; Insecta; Diptera; Psychodidae
Gene: RabX4
Product: ras-related protein Rab-8A
Exons: 5
Coding region: 666-1310 (214 amino acids)
Molecular function (GO): GTPase activity; GTP binding
Source: RefSeq, a predicted model, not a curated record
AUAUAAGAAUAGAAGAAGAAUAAUUUGCCUGGUUAGUCCAAUAAAAUUCAAUAGAAUUAUUUAAAUGAAUUAGAAUUCUCCAGAAAUACGUAAAAAAAAUUGUUUAGGAUCGUAAAUUCAUAACUUUGCAGCAAAGAGAAAAUCAAGGAAUAAUGUUUUGUGGCUUUUGAGGGGUAGUUCCCCUCCUGAUGCUCCUUGACAGUGCCUGAAUUGUUUUGGCAUUUCGGUAAAAUAGUUAUUCUUCGUCGGGGUAUUCGCUACAGGUGGCUUUUCUACGCUUGCGUCCAUCACUCUGGCAAUAUCGAUUUUUCUGUUGUUGAAUCACCAUCUCAAAAGGGAGAUUUUUUGCUGUAGUUCUUCCUCUCAGUUCUUUGUGUAACUCUGCCUCUGUGCCAUCUCCCACAUACGCAAUUUACGUGUCAUCCCUGAGAGUUUGAAAAUCUCCUACCCAAACCAUUUGGGAAAGGUGUUACCUCUGCCGGGAUAGCCCAUCAUCCACAAGCCCCUUUGAUGGCAAUGUGGAGCCUCCAGUAGAUUUUAGGGACUUUGUUGCCAACAAAGAGCCAAACCUUUUUUUGUGUGAAGAAAAACAAACCAUCCGUUCAAGUGAGAAAAAAAGUCCGUGAAAAGAAAGAGGUGAAAAAGAAAGACCACAAUCAAGGACAAUGGCCCUGGAUUUUGCUACAACAUACAAAAUCCUCGUCCUGGGUGACUCCAAUGUCGGCAAGACUUGCAUCGUACACAGAUACUGCGAUGAGAGAUACUACGACACCUACAUCUCCACAAUUGGAAUAGAUUUCAAGCAGAAACUCAUAAAUCUCGACGGUGUGCCGGUGAAGCUUCAAAUUUGGGAUACAGCGGGCCAGGAGAGAUUUCGUACGCUCACAACGGCCUACUACAGAGGUGCCAUGGGGAUCCUGCUCAUGUACGACGUGACCAAUUUGGAGUCCUUCAACAAUUUGGCCUAUUGGCUGAGAAAUAUCCACGAGAAUGCUUCGCCAGAUGUGGUUACCGUGCUGGCGGGAAACAAGUGUGAAUGUCCACCCGCACAACGCAUGGUUGAGAAGGGCCGUGGAGAGAAGAUUGCUGAAAACUUCGACAUUCCCUUCUUCGAAGUUUCCUGCAAACAGAAUGUCAACAUCGAAGAAUCCUUCAUUACACUUGCCAGAAGAAUUCGUGAUCAGAGGGAUCGCCGGGGCGAGAACUUCGAUCAGGAUGACAAGCAACAAGACUCAGGGUCCGCAAAUGGGCUCAGCAAUUCCUUCAUGUUAGGGGGUAAAAGCUCUGAGAAUAGUCGCUGCGCGUGUUAAUUAUCUGGCCAAAGAGGAUUUUAGACAGCCCAACGGAAGUCUAUUUGGGAUAAAAUAGAAUAAUCAUUUGUAAUAUAGAGAUUUAAGACAGAAUUUUAGGAGAAAACAAAAUAGGAGGGUCUUUUUCAUAGACAUCACCGCCAAGAUGAGAGAGGGUGAAUGGAGCAGAGGAGGAGGCAAAUUCAGUGAAAGCACCUGAAGCACAAGUUUGAUUUUUUUGCUUUGUUAUACAAUGUAACUUAUCUUUUAUCUUUAUUUAGAAAAAAAAUUAUUUAUCAAAUAUUUAAGGUAUCCUGUGAGAAAUAAAAAAGAUUUUAUGCCAAAAUUUUAUAAAUUAAAUUUUUUAUUAGAAAAUUUUAUUAUAUUUAAAUAAAUUUUACAAAUAAUUUAAAAAAAAAAGUCAUACUUGUGCUUCAAAUCAAUAUAUUAAUUAUUCAACUAAAAAAAAGAGCCAGUGGGCCUUUCAAUUUUCAUAUCAUUUAUCAAAAUGGAAAGAACUAAUAAGCUUUUCUAGCUUACAAUUGAAAGUAAAAUUUAACAAAAAAAAAUGCUUAAAAACACAUCGAAAUGGAUAAAAAGUGAAUGAAUUCUAAAACAAGAAAAAUUGUUAAUAUUCUGGGCUAAAAGAAAAUUUUGAUAUUGAAUCGCCUUCCUGAUAUUUAAACCCAAAAAAUGCUCGUAUUAAAAUGAAACCCCAUCCUUGAGAUA